Messenger RNA from Saccoglossus kowalevskii, 2022 nucleotides. Its product is annotated as zinc finger protein 91-like. The record is from RefSeq and is a predicted model, not a curated record. NCBI's taxonomy places the organism in Eukaryota, Metazoa, Hemichordata, Enteropneusta, Harrimaniidae.
AUGAAUAUCAGACAAGAAUUUCGAGGAUCGAACCAGAAAGAAGAUAAACAACUAUGUUUGGAAAAACCUGCAACAUUCAAGAAAAGGGUAAAAAAAUAUGCCCAAUGUAAAGAAUGUGGGAAAAAAGUUGUUGAAUUGGCAAUUCACAUGCGAGGUCAUACUGGAGAAAAACCCUAUCAAUGCAACUAUUGUGAUAAGUGUUGCACACAAUUAAGUAAUCUCAAAUCCCAUAUGCGGUCACAUACCGGUGAGAAGCCAUUCACAUGUGAAAUUUGCGGAGAUGCGUUUAGGUGGCAGAAACAAUAUAAGGGACAUAUGGUGAAGCACACCGACCCUGACGCGUACGCAUGUAAAAUUUGUGGGAAGGUAUUUCUCACAAGGGUAAGCCUUAACAAACAUAACACGAUACACAGGGAUAAAACAUUCAGAUGUAAUCAAUGUGACAAAAGAUUCACAACAAAUGAUGUGUUGAAACAACAUAUGCAAAUACAUAGUGACGUGAGACCCUUCAAAUGUGACCAAUGUUAUAAGAGUUUUAAGAGAAAUGAAAGUUUGAAAAUUCAUCUGAGAUCACACACUGGAGAAAAACCAUUUACGUGUGGUCAAUGUGAAAUUUCGUACUCCUCAUUAAAUUCUCUAAAAAAACAUGUUGAAAGUGUGCAUUCAGCUACAGAAGGACAAUAUAAAUGUGAACAGUGUGGACAGACCUUUCUUCUAAAACACAAGUUAAAUGCCCACAUGAAUACACACUCGAAGCCUUACAAGUGUGAUACAUGUGGGCACAGGUCUUCUAGAAAAUAUGAUCUAAAAAAACACAUGCGUACACAUACAGGUGAAAAACCUUACCAAUGUGAUUUAUGCGAGAAAAGAUUUGUUCAGUCAUCUUGUCUUAAUGUACAUUUAAAAACUCACAGUAGGUAUAAAAUUCACCAAUAUAAAGAAUGUAAGAAGAUGUUCAAGUCGGAAGAAUAUCUUCAACGACACCAAAAAAUGCACACACCUGAAAAUCAAAAAACACACCAAUGCUUGAAUUGUUGUCGGAGAUUCAGACGUAAGUCCGGCUUGCUAAGCCACUUGAGAACAUAUACCGGCGAAAAACCAUUUAAGUGUCACCAAUGUGACGUCAAAUUUGCCUGCAGCAAAAGUUUAAAAUAUCACAUGAAACUCCACCCUGGAGUAAAGACAUACAAAUGUCAAAUUUGUGAAACGCACCUACGUCGCAAAGACUAUUUGAAGAAACACAUGCAAAUACACGGUGAUGAAACACCAUACAAAUGUGAGGUAUGUGGCAAAGGUUUCAAUCAUCAGAUAGGUAUCAAGAGACAUAUGCAAAAACAUACUGGUGUGAAACUUCACCCGUGUAAUGAAUGCGAUAAAUCAUUUUCUGAAUCAGAAUCUUUAAAGCGGCAUAUGCUUCUUCAUACCGGUGAGCAGCAGCCAGUAUACCAAUGUGAACAUUGUGAAAAAUCAUAUGCAUGGCGGAAAUCUCUUGUGAAUCAUUUGAAAAUACACAACCGAGCAACACCACGGGUGUGCAAAAAAUGUGGUACAAAAUUUCCAGAUAGUGAUAGUUUGAAGCGACACGCAUGUUCGAAUAUACCGUCAUUGUACCAAUGUCGAGAAUGUGGGAUUUCCUUUGAAGAUAAAACAAAUCUAAAACGUCACAUGCAAGGAAAUACUAAAGAAGCGUACCAAUGUGACAAGUGUGCCAGACAUUUAGUAAUGAGCAAGUGUGCAUGGAAGAAACACGACAAAAUACAUGAUCCUUUGAAGAAACUGCUCAACCCUCUUUUUGAAAUUCAUGAACGACGUUUACCCCCAAAUCGUCCAAGACUUGAGAAAACCGACCUAAGAAUAAAGUUACACAAACUGCCUCUACAUUUCUUAUCACGUAAACGGCAAGAUAAAGAUAGUUUACGUUGUUAUAUCACAAAUUCAAACGGAAUUGACUGCAUGAUGGAGAAAACAGGUUUAAUGACCUUAAGUGCCAAUACCGUCGAAUGCUACAGAAUUAUAUUUUGA